Messenger RNA from Ambispora gerdemannii, 411 nucleotides. NCBI's taxonomy places the organism in Eukaryota, Fungi, Glomeromycota, Glomeromycetes, Archaeosporales, Ambisporaceae. The record is from the annotation of a GenBank genome assembly.
AUGAAUAAUCCUGCAACAGAUCUACCACAAGUCUUUAUAGAUGCAUUAACAAUUCAUCCUGGCAAACACCCAGCCAUCGGCGAAAAUGCAAUACGCAAAAACACUGCGCUGAAUGUUGAGUUCAGACAUCCAUUUUUCUUUUUGCCCAGUCGACGAAACUCUGUUGAGGAUCUAAUAAAAAUGUUUAGAUUCGCAGCUGGCAUAGCUACUCAGAUUUAUAGUUUUCGUCAAGCGCAGGACGGGAAAUACUAUAUCAGUCGCCUAGAAGAAUUCGUGCAUCCUGAAGAAUUGAUUAUUCUCAUCUUCGGAUAUGUUCCAUUUAUCCGAACUAUUGUGGUUGUGUUCCAAAUCCUUUUGGGCAUGUUUAUUGCGUUUAUCGGACAAGUUUUUUACGAGUUUGGUUGGGUUUAA